AUGGCUCACAAAAAGGCCCAGCAGCAGGAGAUGGUCCAGGUUGAUAGAUCAGAGUAUGGAUAUCGUGAGCACCAAGCUGUCAAUCGGAAUCUUGCUAACACACUGAAGACGACCAUCUUCGCCGUUUUGGCGAGGACGACCGUCGACACCUCGUCAGACCUCGGGGCAGGCGACGAAGGUGUUUGGCGCUUCAUACUCCCAUGCCGAUAUGCUAAAAAUCGAGUCAUUACUCCUCCGUCGGAUAGGCCGCACUUUCAGUCUCCGGAACGAAAACCCUACUCAGGCUAUACCUCGUCCGCGUUGGGUGAGAGCUGGGACUUGGCUGGUGGGGGAGACGCGGAAGGAGACGACGACGAUCUGGUCUAUGAGGACGACGAAGAUGAAUUUGGUCUGCCCAGCAUUGCAAGCAUGCGUCGAAAGAGGAGUAUAAAAAACAAGACGGUGAAGGCAGAGCAAAUUGCGUAUCCAAGUCUGUCGCAGACUACUUCUGCUCCAGCUUUGGCACCUUCUCCGUUUCCACGUUCCGCCAGAUCCAACAGUUUCGAUAUCGCUGAAGAGCGGAACCCGCUGUCGUACCCAAGCACCAAAAAGGGCGAAGGCAAAAUCCUGAGGCCCCAAUACAAAGACAUUCUGAGGGAUCCAGCAAACUCGUUGCAUCUCAUUAGUUUCCCUUCUCUGCCUCCGAAUGCGACGCCGAAAGAAGCAGAGGCCCAUAGCACAAGGGUGUCACGGAUCAACAAGUUCAAGCGAAUAUUGCAGGCGAGCUCUGUUUCUUUGCCAGACUUGCGAGCCGCAGCCUGGUCAGGAGUACCUGAAGAGGUACGCGCCAUUACAUGGCAGCUUCUCCUUGGCCAUCUACCAACUAACAGCGAACGACGUGUCACAACCCUGGAGCGGAAGCGGAAAGAAUAUCUUGAUGCUGUGCAACAAGCUUUCAAUUCCGGGACGAUGGCUGGCAGAAGUGCAUCGAGCACAGGACUACCUGGACUUGCUUCACAGCCACCAGUCAGCACCGGUCGCGGAAGAGGAUUGGAUGAGGCGAUUUGGCAUCAGGUUAGCAUUGAUGUACCUCGGACAAACCCUCAUAUACCGUUGUAUGGGUUCGAAGCCACGCAACGAUCUCUCGAACGCAUUCUCUACGUUUGGGCAAUUCGACACCCAGCAAGUGGAUAUGUGCAAGGGAUCAACGAUUUAGCCACGCCCUUUUGGCAAGUCUUCCUAGGUACCUAUAUCACGGACUUGGAUGUCGAAAGUGGGAUGGAUCCCGGCCAGUUACCAAGGCCGGUUCUGGACGCCGUCGAGGCAGACACAUUUUGGUGUCUGACAAAGCUGUUGGACGGCAUACAGGACAACUACAUCGUCGCGCAGCCAGGCAUUCAUCGUCAAGUUGCUGCUCUGCGAGAUUUGACAACCAGAAUCGACGUAGGCUUGGCUAAGCAUUUUGAAAACGAGCACGUGGAAUACAUGCAAUUCAGUUUCAGGUGGAUGAACUGCCUGUUGAUGCGCGAAUUGAGCAUUAAGAGCGUCAUCCGCAUGUGGGACACAUACAUGGCCGAAGAGAAUGGCUUUUCCCAGUUUCACCUCUACGUCUGCGCAGCAUUCCUCGUCAAGUGGUCUGACAAAUUGAUGAAGAUGAACUUCCAAGAGAUCUUGAUGUUCCUACAGGCAUUGCCGACUCGCGAAUGGACAGAAAAAGAUAUUGAACUUCUACUGAGCGAGGCUUUUAUUUGGCAGAGUCUGUUCCGUGGAUCAAGAGCGCAUUUGCGGACUCAAAAUAGCACCGUCCCGAUGGGUUCACUCGGUCCUUCUACUUGA
Messenger RNA from Fonsecaea monophora, 1815 nucleotides. RefSeq lists its product as hypothetical. NCBI's taxonomy places the organism in Eukaryota, Fungi, Ascomycota, Eurotiomycetes, Chaetothyriales, Herpotrichiellaceae. The record is from RefSeq and is a predicted model, not a curated record. Gene Ontology annotation, biological process: activation of GTPase activity. Gene Ontology annotation, cellular component: Golgi apparatus. The transcript has 5 exons. The coding region runs from base 1 to 1815 and encodes 604 amino acids. Gene Ontology annotation, molecular function: GTPase activator activity.